AUGUUAUCAAGAAUUAUUAAAUCAAGACAAACAUUAAAUGUUUCAAAAUCAUUUGUUGUUUUACAACAAUUAAGAUAUAAAACUGUUAUAUCAUUAUCAUCAACAUUAACAUCAUAUCCAACUCAACAUACAACUGAAUCAGAUGAACCAUAUUUAACUCCAUCUUUUUUGAAUAAUGAAUUUAUAAAAUCAGAAUCAGAAGAAUGGUUUAAUAUUCAUGAUCCUGCAACAAAUAAUGUAGUUUCAAAAGUUCCUCAAUCAACUGAAUCAGAAUUAGAAGAAGCUAUAGAAAGUGCUCAUAAAGCAUUUCCAAAUUGGAGAGAUACAAGUAUUAUUAAAAGACAAGGUAUUGCUUUUAAAUUUGCUGCUUUAUUAAGAGAAAAUAUGGAUAGAAUUGCAAAUGUUAUUGUAUUAGAACAAGGUAAAACUUUUGUUGAUGCUCAAGGUGAUGUUACAAGAGGUUUACAAGUUGCUGAAGCUGCUUGUAAUGUUACAAAUGAUUUAAAGGGGGAAUCAUUAGAAGUUUCUACUGAUAUGGAAACUAAAAUGAUUAGAGAACCUUUAGGAGUUGUUGCUUCUAUAUGUCCUUUUAAUUUCCCAGCAAUGGUUCCUUUAUGGUCAUUACCUUUAAUUUUAGUUACUGGUAAUACAGCAGUUAUAAAACCAUCAGAAAGAGUUCCUGGAGCUGCUAUGAUUAUUUGUGAAUUAGCUGCAAAAGCAGGUGUACCACCUGGAGUUUUAAAUAUUGUUCAUGGUAAACAUGCAACUGUAAAUAAAUUAAUUGAAGAUCCAAGAAUUAAAGCUUUGACUUUUGUUGGUGGUGAUAAAGCUGGAAAAUAUAUUUAUGAAAAAGGUUCUGCUUUAGGUAAAAGAGUUCAAGCUAAUUUAGGUGCUAAAAAUCAUUUAGUUGUAUUACCUGAUGCUCCAAAACAACAAUUUAUUAAUGCAUUAAAUGGUGCUGCUUUUGGUGCUGCUGGUCAAAGAUGUAUGGCUAUUUCAGUUUUAGUUACUGUUGGUAAAACAAAAGAAUGGAUUCAAGAUAUAGUUAAAGAUGCAAGUCAAUUAAUUACAGGAUCAGGAUUUGAUAAAUCAUCAGAUUUAGGACCAUUAAUUAAUCCAGAAAGUUUAACUAAAGCAGAAGAAAUUAUUGAAAAUAGUGUUAAAGCUGGAGCUGAAUUAUUAUUAGAUGGUAGAGGUUAUAGACCAAAAGAUUCAAAAUUUGCAAAUGGUAAUUUCUUAGCACCAACAAUUUUAUCAAAUGUUAAACCAGGUCAAAGAGCUUAUGAUGAAGAAAUUUUUGCACCAGUAUUAUCAAUUGUUAAUGUAGAUACUAUAGAUGAAGCUAUUCAAUUAAUUAAUGAUAAUAAAUAUGGUAAUGGUGUAUCAAUUUUUACAUCAAAUGGAGGAUCAGCACAAUAUUUUACUAAAAGAAUUGAUGUUGGACAAGUUGGUGUUAAUGUACCAAUUCCUGUACCAUUACCAAUGUUUUCAUUUACUGGUUCAAGAGGUUCAUUUUUAGGUGAUUUAAAUUUUUAUGGUAAAGCUGGUAUAACAUUUUUAACAAAACCAAAAACUAUUACUGCUGCUUGGAAAAUUAAUAACAUAGAUGAAGCAAUUUUAAAACCUUCAACCUCAAUGCCUGUUCAACAAUAA
Lodderomyces jiufengensis is the source of this 1653-nucleotide messenger RNA. RefSeq names its product Ald6p (gene ALD6). Gene Ontology annotation, biological process: thymine catabolic process; L-valine catabolic process. The transcript has a single exon. NCBI's taxonomy places the organism in Eukaryota, Fungi, Ascomycota, Pichiomycetes, Serinales, Debaryomycetaceae. Gene Ontology annotation, cellular component: mitochondrion. The coding region runs from base 1 to 1653 and encodes 550 amino acids. The record is from RefSeq and is a predicted model, not a curated record. Gene Ontology annotation, molecular function: methylmalonate-semialdehyde dehydrogenase (acylating, NAD+) activity; malonate-semialdehyde dehydrogenase (acetylating, [NAD(P)+]) activity.